Messenger RNA from Ictalurus punctatus (channel catfish), 3281 nucleotides. RefSeq lists its product as uncharacterized. The coding region runs from base 85 to 1020 and encodes 311 amino acids. NCBI's taxonomy places the organism in Eukaryota, Metazoa, Chordata, Actinopteri, Siluriformes, Ictaluridae. The transcript is spliced from 10 exons. The record is from RefSeq and is a predicted model, not a curated record.
GCAAUGGGUAGAGUGCAUGCACAAACGUACACACACACACACACACACACACACACACACACGCACACACACACAAAAUAGAGCAUGAGCUUGAACAUCAUGGAGAAAAUGAGUGCUACCUUUUGCAUUCUGACAGUCGUGGGAACCCUGUUGGUACCAACAUUUGCUGAGAACGAGACCUUAAAUGCUCUUGCUGAAAACGUUACUACAACCAACAUAUCAGCCGUCAUGUCCAAAAAACCUGAUGAUAUGACUAGCUCAAUGAAUGUGAGCAAUGGAACUGAAGGCAACACAGCCACAGCUCAAAACGCGCCCAUCAACAACUCAACCACUCCUAUGACAACAAAUGAAGCAAAUACCAGCAUGGUUUCACCUGAAUUAGAUGCAACAACUAAGAAAAUGAAGGUGAGCACACCUGGACCAAAGCCCAUACCUUCAACCAAAAAGGACCGCACCGUAACCACGAGCACAAAAACACCCUCAGGUGAUGGCGUAAAAACAGACAGCCCAUCAGUGUACAUCAUUGUCUUGAUCGUCAUCAUUCUGGUUAUUGCUGUUAUUGGCAUCAUGUGCUUCUGUUUUAAAAAUAACCACAGGAGGUUCUCUGUAGAUAUACAUGCCAAAAAUGAAGAUGCUCAAAUUCCACUUGCUGAAGUGGAGCCAGAGAUGAAUGAGAGCUCACUAAAAGGCAUGAAAACAUUUAUUUCGUUUGAGGGGGAGCAGUCUUCACCGACUGACACAGUGGACAAGACUGAAGGAGAAAAAGCCCCGACUGAAGCUGAUCAGCAGGUUAAGGAAAGCCCAGCUGAGUCUCAGACCACUGAACCUCCUGCUGAGAAGCCGACCGAGCUGGCAGUCGUGGAUUUAAAUGAUGAUCCAACAGCCUCCAACAAGACCUCCGUGGAGACUCUGAACGAUGUGCUUAAUGAGAACAACAGCAACAACAAUGCAGACCAAAGAGGACAUGUCUUUCAGAACUUACAGAAAUGGAGGAAAAAGAAGGAAAGUAUGCAGAAAUGAAAUAUACACACACGAUAUGACCAAAAAUAUGUGUACACCUGACCAUAACACCCAUGUGUAGUUCUUCCCCAAACUGUUGCCACAAAGCUGGAAGCACACAAAUCUCUAUUGUGUUCUUGUAUGCUGUAGCAUUAAGAUUUUCAUUCACUGGAACUAAGAGGUGCAAGCCUGUUCCAGCAUGACAAAACCCCUGUGCAUAAAGUGAGGUGCAUUAAAACAUGGUUUGCCAAGAUCUCGAGUGGCCCGCACAGAUCCUACUGAACACUUUUGAAAUAAAUUGGAACUCCAAAUGCCUGCCAGGCCUCCUCACCCAACACGGGUGCCUGGCCUCCCUAAUGCUCUUGUGUCUGAAUGAACACAAAUUCCCAGUAGAAUUGUCCACAUACUUUUGAACCUAUAGUGUACUUGUCAAAAUUGUGUUUUAGUGUCUUUGCAUGUUACUUCAAUUAAAAGAAAAAAACGAAUCAAGGAUUUUUUUUUAAAUUAAUGAACACUUUCAAACCUUGCAAUUUGUAUUAGCGUGAGGUUAUUUAUGAUUAUCAUACAAUGUACUUAUAUACAGUAUGUACAUAAAUGGAAAUAUCCUAUACCUAAUCCAUACACAGGACUAAUAAAGUAUUUAUAAACGUAGAUAUUUCAGAAGCUAUUGUUUCACACUUCUUACUUGCACCAGACUGUUUGGAUAUUUAAACAACAAUAACAAAAAAAAGAUUGCAAAUAGUAUGCAAAAAUUGAAUACUUUUCAUGUCUCUCUAAACUGGAGAUCAGGUAGGUUUACUUGAUCAAACGUUGACAUGAUCAGUACAGCUCAUUCUUCUUCACACUGAAUACUAACUGUUUCCUCUUUUUCAAACAUUUUAUGUAUCAUUUAACUUUUAUUGCACAUUCUACGUAGGUAUUUAUAGUUAAGAAAUAAAACAUGAUGGGGUUAACGUGAUGCAUUACACCUCCAAAGUUGAUUAACUUUCCUUUAACAGCAAGUCCUGAGGCAAUUUCCCAAUUAUUACAAUUUUUAUUUAUUAAAGAAUGACAUCAAACUUUUAAAUCCUUUUUAGUUACAUUUAAUGAAUGUAAAUAUUAUAAAUAGUCAUCUUCUCACAUCUUUUUUCUUUCUUUCUCUUGAAGUUAAUUUGAUAAAUUAAAGAAGAAAUGCAUGUUUUCAUGCUACUAAUAAACCACAAAGCCCUCUGUUAUGAAGACUUCCGCACGUUGGGAAACGUACCUCUGAGUGUUACAAAGAGCUAGACACUAGAGACAUCUCCUCAAAGGCUUCACCAUAUAACCCAUUACACACACUUGGAAAAUCCAUUUUAAAAUCCAUUUCUGUCCAACAUACAAAUCUAAAGUCUAUGGAAACCUUUUAUUUGUCUUUUAUUGUCUCAGAGCUGCUGUUAUUGAAAACUAAUCAAUAUCUGACCUGAGAAUUCAACAGUAUUGUGGUAUUUUCAGAUAAGCAUGUCAUUGCUUUGCCGUAAUGUAACUUUCGUUUACUUUUUAUGGAUUACAAUGACUAUCUUUUUCUGUAAUUUUACUUCCUAUUACUUUUUUAAUGCAUUACUAUAGGUGUGUCUUAUAAACCUUGUCUUUCUGUUCUCGAAUUUACUUUUUGUAAUGUGUUGGAUGUAUAUGUGUAUAACAUUUGGUUGUGUAUUAAAUAUUAAAUAUUCCGUAUAUAACCUUGAACUCAAUAGGUAUAUGUAAUUAUAGGUUAGUUUUACUUAUAGUUAAUACCACUAUUAAGUCCACUGGUUCAAACUGGGAGACAUGUUGCACCUAUAUUUGUGACAUAUUAAACUCAGUGACCCUGGAUCAUGCCAAUAUAUCCAGUAUCUUGCGGUGAGCAAGUUAAACAUGAUCAUCAGGCCGAUAUUUGGUUAUUUGAUAUUUGUCACUUCGUUUCUUUUUCUUUCAGGAAGUGGUAGUCUCAGAGCUGCAAACUUUUAUUAGAAAUUGUUGCAAACAGAUAUCUGCUCUAUAUGGUGGCUUCUGGGAGACAGUUUGCUGUGAGGCAAGAAGUCAUAAAAACACUUCCAUGGUUUAUAGCUGAUAAGAAGUUUAGAUAGUAACUUACAAGCUGUCUCUGUUUGUUAUAUGAGGUGUCUCCUCUUGGCUGUGCAGGGUGGGAAACUUGUAUUCAACUUUGUAGUAUUGUACAGGACUCGAUCCUAGAGCUACAUUAGGUUUGUUAAUGGAAAUGCUUAUUGCUUUGUUGUUCAGGUUUGUGAAUAUGAUUGAUUAAAGUUGCUUUUAAGCCAGUUUUA